This is a messenger RNA of Gadus macrocephalus (Pacific cod), 2768 nucleotides long. Its product is annotated as SLAIN motif-containing protein 1-like. NCBI's taxonomy places the organism in Eukaryota, Metazoa, Chordata, Actinopteri, Gadiformes, Gadidae. The record is from RefSeq and is a predicted model, not a curated record. The transcript has 9 exons. Gene Ontology annotation, cellular component: microtubule plus-end. The coding region runs from base 255 to 1919 and encodes 554 amino acids. Gene Ontology annotation, biological process: microtubule nucleation; positive regulation of microtubule polymerization; cytoplasmic microtubule organization.
UGUGUGUGGCUUAACCUGCAGUUGUCAUUGGUGUGUGUGGAGGGGGGGGGGCGUGGUCAUGAUCCUCCUCUCUCAUUGGUCGGAGGUCCUUCUAGGUUUUGAGCCGGCAGCUCGGAUCACACCCGAGUAAAGAGAGAGAGAGAGAGAGAGACGCGCAGACACAGCCAACUCUUGUCUAGUACAGUACACCAGUCUACAAGUCAAGCGCUCACUGUCUCCUGAGCCAACACCACGCACUUCGCUCUCACCGCCCGAUGGAGGCCGAGGUCGGCCUGAUGAACCGCCAGAUCAUGGAUGUGGUCGACCACAACUGCAACAGCAUGCCCGCCGAGCUGGAGGUGAAGAAGCUCCAGGCGCUGGUCCGGAGUCUGGAGCUUCAGAAUCAGCAGCUGAGGAGCCGGCAGAACCGCACUCUGUCCCCGGGCCCCGCGUCCAGCAAACUCGAACACAGGGAGAACAACAACCAUAACAUCAACAACAAGAACACCCCCUCGGGUGUGCUGGCGUAUUUCCAAGCGUAUUUCUCCGAAAAGCAGGCCGGAGAUAGGGAGGCCACCACGGUGAUGGACGACGUGGAGGAGCUGGACCUGGAGGCCAUGUUCUCCUCCAGAGAUUCGGACGACGAGACCUGGCUGUACGUGUCAUCCCGGGCAGCCAUGUGUGCGGACAGCCCCCCCCUGUCUCCUCUGACGUGGUGCAGGAAGGUUCUGGACAGCCCCCGGUCUGAGGGGCCCACGAGGACCCCGUCCCUGAACCUGCAACGAGUCUCCAGGUGGCGCCCCUCCCCCUCCCCCUGCAGCCUCUCCCCCUCCUCCCCCCUCCUGUAUCGCGUGGCGGUGGGGUCCUCGUUCGGCGCCUCCCCCCCGCUCGCCGGCAAGUCCUGCUCCACCCCGCUCUUCUCCCGACGCCCCGCCUCCCCCCUGGCCUCCCCCCUGCUCCUGUCCCCGCGGGGGUCCCUGAGCCCCCUGUUGAAGGAGCCCCUCCCCCCCGCCGAGAGGAGCCCCACCUUCCUCUCUCACCUGGCCCGCCGCGGCUGGAACUCGGCGAGUUUCGACGACGACGAGAGGGACGUCGUCGCCACGAGUUACAAGCUCAAUGACCUCACAGAUGUACAGGUCAUGGCCCGGCUGCAGGAGGAGAGUCUGCGUCAGGACUACGCCAGCACGGCCCCUCGUCGGGAGAGGGGGCCCAGCCUCUCGCGCCGGACCCCCCGUCCCACGGAGGAGGACUGCGGCCCCCUUACCCCUCCCCAGCUCGCUCCCUCCAGCCUCCCCCGGCCCCACACGUUCUCCAGCGCACGGGACUGGCACCGCAGCAGCGUGUCGCUGUACACGCCCCCGGCUACCCCCCCAACCUCCCCCGUCCAAGCGUACGCUUCCAGGGCCUUCUUCGCCUCCCCCCCUCCACGGGCGGGCCCCGCCGGCCCCAGCGCUGCCCAGCCGCAGGCCCCCAGACCCGGAUCAGUAGACAAGCUGCGGCGGAGCAUGCCCAACCUGGUGCGGGCUCCCAGCAUGCCGAGCGUGCACAUCUCGGCCAAUCAGGCGGCUCCCCUCUCCCUGCUGCGUAACAGCCUGAGCUUUGAUUCGUCGCAGACUCAGUUUCACUCCUCCAUCCAGCUGCAGAGCCGCGUCCACAGCGUGGGAAGCUUCUCCACGCCGUCGCCGACGCAACCGCCGAAGGCCACCGCCUACGUCAGCCCCAUCAUCAAGGGCUCGGUUUCUGUGCCGACAGGCAUCCCGUCGCUCGGCAACAAGACCCCCACCCAACCCCCCACGCUGCAUAGCAGCGGCCUGCCGCGCCCGGCCUCAAGCUCCGCCCCCCGGAUCUCCCAGUUGCCACGCAGUUUGUUGACGCCCCCCAAGACUCUGACCCAGCUGACCCCCCUGCGGCACGCCAGCUGGAACGACGGCUGCUACUGAGCCAACAGGAAGCUUACCCCCCCCCCAACCCGCCACCAACACUCCCACUUCCUUCCCUUCUGGCCAAUCGGAGCACUAUCAGGUACCCUGCGUGUAGAAAGGACUUUCCGAGAUUUAGAAAAGGUCGGCCGAGAUCCGCGCAAUUUCGGGGAGAGAGUUUAAAAACGGCGAUAAAAGUGUUUUAUCUUUAAAAGUAUUGCAGCGGCAAACUGCCCGCUACUUCUGUGAGCUUUAGGACUUUCCUUCACGGACUCGGUGAGGUUCAGAGUGGCCACCGGUCGACUGUAGUUUUAAGAGUUUGAUAAUGCCUCCAAUGAGGACGACCAAGUGCAAUAACGCGGCUAACUGACUAUGCUAAUGAUAGUUUUAACCGACGCGCCUCACGUUUUUAUUAGGAUAUUGAAUAUGAUUCAGGUGUGUGUUUUGUGUGUUAGUGGUGGUCUGAAAUACCACUGCUAAAGGCUGCUAUGCUGCUACAACGAUAAUGUCCUUGCUUUUCAGGCAAAAGUGUGUGCGUGUGUGUGUGUGAGUAUUUAAAUGCAAUAUUAUUUAAACUGCCUGAAUGUGUUUGUAAAGUGAUUCAACUGUCCUAAAAGUUUCCAAUUUAAUAAUGUACACACAGAUUUAUGUAUUUUUGCGCACUUUAUAGUUGUAUUCCUGCUAUGACCACUGCACUGAUUGUUACUCUAUGAUUUCUUUCUUUUUCCACCACUAAGUAUGUUGAUUGCACUAAUUUACCCCCUGUCCUAACGAUGCACUUUGUUUUAUAAUCCACCUUUCACACUACCUUGAUACUUUUGUAACUACGUCAAUGAUUGAGGGCAAAGUUUUAAUAAAGCAUUGAAUUAC